Molecule: messenger RNA, 7357 nt
Organism: Anopheles stephensi (Asian malaria mosquito)
Lineage: Eukaryota; Metazoa; Arthropoda; Insecta; Diptera; Culicidae
Gene: baz
Exons: 9
Coding region: 382-5871 (1829 amino acids)
Biological process (GO): establishment or maintenance of epithelial cell apical/basal polarity; establishment of centrosome localization; cell adhesion
Cellular component (GO): cell cortex; adherens junction; apical plasma membrane
Molecular function (GO): protein binding; phosphatidylinositol binding
Source: RefSeq, a predicted model, not a curated record
AGUCACGCGUCGGUUUCCGUGGCAGCCACACCACAAAUCAGUGGGGUGCCUACGUCCGUGUGUGUGUGUGUUAGGGGUGGUGAGCAGCGUACGAAUUAUACUGUCACUUGUCAGUUCUGUGUGAUAUGAUGGUGGGAGACACCAGCAAGGAAUGCAAUCCACUGCAAACAAGAGUGUCUAAUGUGUAAAACAAAAGCAGAAGAAACCAAGUGUAAUGUAAUUAAGGGUGAAGGAUUUUUGUACGUAAGUGAAACCCCCCCCCCCCCCCCCCCUUUCCGGAACUUCUGCUCCAGAACAACCACAGUGUUACAGUGAUGGAGCAACUCUACCGAAAGUCUUCCCAGUAGUGUGUUACGUGCGCGCAGAUGGUUUAGUGGAAAAAUGAAGAAGAAGGCGAACAUCUUCGAGCUGCCACCGAAGUGUCCGGCGCUGGCGAAUAAAAUAACCGGCAUCUUCGGAUGGCGUCACACGUAUCAGGUGCACCAGCGCCAGAAAGGCAUACCGCACUGCAGCCAGUAUCUGUACAAGAGCUACUCGCUCAACCUACCGCGGAAGGUGGUGGGCAGCUGCGAAACGCUGGAAACCGGGUCCGAGGGCACGGUGGAGGUGGACGGGCAUGGUGUCGGAGGUGGCCGGUCAGCAUCUUCGUCGUCUACCCGGGGUACCACUUACCACCAUCGGCAUGCAGGAGGUACCAGUAACAGCUGCUGCACCGAACCAGGCACACCGAAUUGCGAAACAAAUCCAGACACUUGGGUAGUUGUACAUCACCUUCAGUCACAGUCGGGAAUUCUCGACCCGGAAGAUCACAUCAGCGAUGUGGCGGACGAUCGGGAAGAAAUCAUUGCACACUACGAAGAUGCGGCAGUUGGGCUGGAUCCGGGCGUACAGCAGGGUGGUGGUGAUGGGGCGAGCGGCAGCUCCGUUGGUACGGGCAGUCCUGACAUCUUCCAGACGUCCGGUCCCGGCAGUAAGGUGGUAGUCGGUGGCCCUGGCAGUGAACCAACGCCGGAUAGUGGCGUGGUAACGGUGGCUGGAACCGGAGCAGUAAUCGGCAGCAACCCGGACAACAUAGUAACGGUUGGUGGGCCAGGAUCCGGCACGGGUGUGCCCGGACCGGGUGGUGCAUCAUGCAUCGAGGUGUUUGCAAACGAACCGGCCCCACUUGGGCUUGGUUUGCAGGUGCGGCGUGGCAGUGAACCGUCCCUACAUCAGAUCGGAGUAACGGAGCAGCGCAGUCCGCUGUACAACGUGAACCCGAACGGGAACCAUCAGGGCACCAGCAAACGGUGGUCCGCUGCGCCCGUGUGCCGCAGUGACAGUGAUCCACCGCCGGAUCGUUUGCUUUCGCCACAGCAAAAUGGGGGUGGACCACCGUACCACUACCACCACCAUCACCACCUGCUGGCGGAGGAAGACUGGAACGUGCCGGAGGAGGAUGGACAGCAGCAGCACGACAGUCUACUGCCACAAACGUUCAACCGUUCCGGGCGGCUUUCGAUGCAGUUUCUCGGUGCGGAAGCCGGGACCGGCUAUCGGUGGAUGGAUGCGGCAGAGAAAGCGGCCGCCUCUGCAGCAAACACCGCUGUAUCUUCCUCUGCAAACUCUUCCACCUCGGCGGUACACAAUCAAUCGUCACUUGCGUACGGGUAUCAGACGUAUCAGAACUAUGUGCAGCAGCAGGCGAAACAGCAGCAACAGCUGCAACACAACUCGUUCCACUCCGAGAGCGAUACGAUGGUGAUGGGCAGAGGUGGUAACAACAGCUUCAUGUCCAAGUCGCUGCCGAGGGAAUCAACGCGCAAGGAACCGCUGGGACAGGCGAAAGCAUCCGUGUACGAUUCGAUAAGGGAGAAGGAUAGUGAAAUGCUGCUGGUGGUGAACGAAACGGGCGGCCCACUAGGACUCACGGCCAUCCCGGACAUGGAACGGGGUGGGUUGCUGGUGCAGAGCGUGGAACCGGGCAGUCGGGCCGAACGGGGCCGAUUGCGGCGGGGCGAUCGCAUCCUCGAGAUCAACAACAUCAAGCUCGUCGGACUCUCGGAAAGUUCCGUGCAGGAACAUCUUAAGAAGAGCCUCGCAUCGACGGAGCUACGAUUGCGGGUGGUACGAGGUGGGGGUGGUGGCGGCGGCAGCAGUAUCCGGAACCGCAGCAAGGCGGAACAGCAGUUUGGGCGGCUGGUGAAGAGCGGUAGCGGGCCACGCUAUCCCCGCGACAACCGUGUCGGACAGUUGAUGAUCGAGGCGGAAGAAAAGCCGACCUCGGCGGCCAAGGUGGCGACGGUUUCGCCGACGCGCAAGAUACCGGGCGCACCAUCGACCGGCACCAGCCUGCAGGUGGCAAACACGCGUAAGCUGGGCAAGCGGAUCGAGAUAACGCUCACGAAAGGUGACCACGGGUUAGGCUUUUCGGUGACGACGCGUGACAAUCCGGCCGGUGGCCACUGCCCGAUCUACAUCAAGAACAUACUGCCCAAGGGUGCGGCCGUGGAGGAUGGACGGCUGAAGCCGGGCGAUCGGUUGCUCGAGGUGGAGGGCAUCCCGAUGACGGGCAAAUCGCAGACGGAGGUCGUUUCGAUACUGCGCGGUACGCCGCACGGUGCCACGCUGAAGAUCGUGGUGUCCCGUCAGCAGGAGCUGGCGGUUGAUGUAAAGGAGCGUGAAAUAGGUUUUAGUGUAGAAAGUGAACCAAAGAAUUCGCCACCGAAACCACCGCCACCAGUGAUGCCAAAGUCAUCGCUAAAGCAAUCGAACAGCAGCAACAGUCUAGCGAAAUCAUCCGACCCUACGUACGGUGAUGGGACGGAGGGUGAUGCUAGCAACAGGACGGGUGUAGCAAACUGUCGCUCCAUGCCGAAGCUGGGCCCGGGUGCGACCGUAACAUCCUCACCGAAAACACCCACCGUCCAGAAGAAACCGCUCGCCUCCAUACUGAAGUCAGCGUCCACGAACCAUGUGGCGGAGUUGCUGCAACAUCAUCAGCACGAUACGGGUGGUGGUGGUGCGGCGGGUCGUGGUGGUGGUGCUUCUGCUGGUGGUAAUAUUAGUAAUGGCAGCGUCACGUCCAACAAUAGCAGUAACGGUGGUGAGUUAUUGGCCGGUGCAGCAUGGAAGAACCGGGAGAUUCUGACACUUCACAUACCGGUGCACGACACCGAGAAGGCUGGACUGGGCGUGAGUGUGAAGGGCAAGACGGGUUCGGGUAAUUGUAGUAGCAGCACUACCGGCAGUGGUAGCAGCAGCCGAACCGAUGGUGAUCUCGGUAUAUUCGUGAAGAGUGUACUGCACGGCGGAGCGGCCAGUCGGGACGGUCGGCUAAAGAUGAACGAUCAGCUGCUGAGCGUGAACGGUGUGUCACUGUUGGGACAGUCGAAUGCCGAAGCGAUGGACACGUUGCGGCGUGCAAUGUUACAGUCGGGUGGUAGCUAUCCGGGAAAAAUCAUUCUCAAGAUAGCGCGACGCAUCGCCCGACCAGUAAGUACCGGCGAGCUGCUCGAAACGAUGGAACAGCGUUCGGCGGCAGCUUCGACGAAUGGUGGUGGUGACGACCAUCAGAUGGGCGGCAGUGGCGCCAACUCUGGCACGACAGUGAUCUAUCUUGGUGCGGACAAACAAUCGCAAAACACAACGACACAACAGCAAAACCAUGCUGCGCAACAGCAAAGCAAACGAUACAGCAAUCCGGUACUCGAUCGGCUCACUGGUGGUUCGGCAGGAGUAGUGACCAGUAAUAGCACUGGAUCGCUACAUCACACCGGCUCGCUGCCCCAUGGGCUUACAGCUGCUGGUGGCAGUGGAAGCAGUGAUACGUUAACCGGUGGCCAUUACAUUCGUAACAGUAGCACGAACAGCAGCACUAGUACGAUGAACAGCCAGCAGCAGCAGCAGCAGCAGCAUCAUGCGCCCAACAACCAAAGACCAUCGGGCGGGCAACGUUCUUUUGCACCGUCCUCUUCUUCACUGGUGCAACCGUCACCGGCACAGCACGGUUUGCGCAACGAGAGCUACUAUAUGGCGACCAAGGACCACUGGAGUACGACCUCGUCCGCUACCAGCCUGAACGGUAGCAACGUUGUGCUGAUCGAGGAAGAUCCGGAACCCACCUCACCCACAUUCCAUAUCACUCGUUCACUGGAAGGUACCGGUGGUGGUGGUGGUGGUGCUAGCGGCCCGAACACCGGUGGCAUACUCGGCAAUGGUAACACAUCCACCCCUAACGGGGCCGACGCAACGUACGCUUCCCAGCUAUCGCUCGAAACCAAUCCACCACCGUCGGACGCGUUCAGCCGCGACGCCAUCGGACGGCGCUCGAUGUCGGAAAAGCAUCACGCCGCCAUGGACGCACGGGAAACGGGCACCUACCAGCGGAACAAAAAGCUGCGCGAAAAGCGUGACCGUGACAGCAAGCUGUUAAUGGCGGCCGGUGCAACUGUACCCACCGGUGGCGGAUCGCUCGAAUCGAUCGAUCUACACCAGAUGGCACGGAUGAACAGUUUGAAGCAACAGCAGCAGGGUGAAAAUGGUAAAUCGAGCACCACCACCACCGCUGCACUGGCGGCACAUUUGCUGCGUGCCGAAGCGCAAGACCAGCUGGGCGAUCUGGGACCGUCGCUCGGGAUGAAGAAAUCGUCCAGCCUGGAGUCGUUGCAGACGAUGGUGCAGGAGAUACAGAUGGCGGACGAGCCGCGUGGUCCGAACGCGCUCCGUACACCGCGUGGCCGUGGCCGGGAGGAGAUACUACGGGCUGUGGUGGAGCAACCGGCAGAAACGCAGGCGAAAAAACACUGGCUACUGGAGGACGGUCCACCAGCAUCUAUGACCACCUCCGGCGAGUUCCCGGACGGUGGUUUCGUAUCGCGCAACAGUCCCUUCCAAUCGUCGCUGAACGAUGGCAAAGGUGCGAAACUGCGGGCCAAGAAGAGUGGUGGUCUGCUGCGUGGCAUCGGCCACAUGUUCCGGUUUGGCAAGCACCGCAAGGAUGUGAUUGUACCGACGGGCACAGUAACCUCGACCGGAUCAUCCGGUGAGCCAGCGAUCGACUAUACCGGGCCAACGGCAGUACCGUCCCAACAGCACAGCGCUACCACCGCCGCUGGUGGCAUGCUCGACACCAGCAGUGGUUCGGGAACAAUGAAAAAUGGCGGAAGUAAUACGAUGGCCAAACAACGUGGUGGUAAUGCGCUUAACACGGCGGCGGGCAGUAAUAAUGCGGCAUCGCGCUACAUUCUGUACGAUCCCAGCUCGGUCGAACGGUCCGCUUCGUCCGGUGUCGUUUACGGCCAUACGCAACCCCCACACUAUCAACCACCGCCACCACCACCCCCGGUCGGUGCGGCCGUUGGACCGUCGACGGGUACAUCGAUACACCACACGGAUGUGUUUAACCAUCGCUACUCACACUACGUCAACUACGAGGAGUUGCAACAACAAAUAAGCCGCCGCCAUCAUCUCUAUCACUCGCAGCGUUCUGCCCGUAAUACACCGCCCAUGAUGGACAUGGUGGGACUCUCGCAGCAGCAGCAACAACAGCAACAACAAAAGCAUCUACACAGCUCCUCGACUCUGACAAACCAGCAGCAACAGCAGCAGCAGGGCAAAUAUAAAAGCACUCGGCCCGUCUCGAGCUACCAUGACGGUGGUGGUUACGAAACGAUCUCCUCCACCGGACCACCACCCUCCACGGUACACCACAGGAAGGAAUCGUCCAGUGGUGGGUCGAAACCGGACACCGGUGGAGCGAUGCACGAGGAAACGAACGGUGGCGAAUGGCACCAUCACACGGGCACGGCCUCGUCCGGUGGUUCGAUCCGGAACAUGCGAGGUCCGUUCGUAACGCAAGUGAAAAUUCAAAAUCAACUAUCAUACCAAUAGAGAUAGAGGCGCGCCUACCCCACCCCCACGCGUAUGAGUAUGGAAAGCCUUCCCUUCGAGAUACGUAUGCAACACACACACACACACACACACACACACACACACCCCAUGCUGUACUUAAGCACAUGCAACGAAUUUACCAUUAUACUUCCUGUCCUUGAAUUGCUACUUCCCCGCGUUUACAAACAUCAGUAUCAAAGAUGAUCAAAGAGAGAAAGGAUCAUACAAAAAAAAAAAUCUUAAAAGGGCACGAUUUUUACAUGCCAAAAGUAACAAAAAGAAGACAAAAAAAAAACGCUCCUUCUCUUAAAAUUCUAAUUUUUCCAAAUCUUUCCAACCAUUUCUUAAUAGCAUGUUUUAAAUACAACAUUUUUUAUUUCUCAAAGAAUUUAUGGUGUAACAAGGGUAGAAGAUAAUAACAAAAAAACAACACGCAACGUGUGUGUGUGUGUGUGAUGUUCGUCCUUUCUUUCGCCUUCUUCUGCUUCGACAUGGAACCACAUUAUUCCGUGUUGUGUGAUGAGAGAAUAGAAAGAUAUUACAUAAAGCUUGCUUUAUACAAACACAAGCCCUAAUGCGCGAAUGAUAAGCUCGCAAACGCCUUAAAGUAUGCAACACGUGUGCACGAUGAAUUUAAUGAUCUUCUUUUUAGGAUAUUCUUUUGCAGAGUUUAUUAUAACUCUGCGAAAACAAAAAAUUAUUACUCUUAGUCUAAAUCUUAGUUUGAUGUUACUGUACUAAAAACGGAGUUAGGAGUUCGUUUAAAAGCAGGGGUGCGCGUGGCUUAAAAACACACACACACACACAUAGUUAUGUUUCUUCCUUCUCAUUAAAAGGUACACGGUAUUGUGGUAUGUAAUAUUUUAGCUACCGGAAAAUCCUGUUGUGGCUUAGUCGCGCGCGCUCCCACUAUUGUAUUUGUUACUACGGUUCGGGGCAUCCACCCUAAUUGGUAACUGAACGAAGAAAACAGAAACUUGCGGUAAGAGUGUGGGUGAACGAAACAUUGUACUUAUAUAGUUGUGUUAAGGAAGGGAUGUAGGAAUUGUGCGCUCCAUAAAACAAAAGCAAAGCAUCUCCCGGAUCGACCGAGCGAAAAAAAACACCCCAUCCCCCCCCCCCCCCCCCCACCACCACACCAGUACAACCCCCACAGGCUCUCUCUUCGUUGUUCGUUCCCCUUUAUGUAUUUAUGUCACGGGAAGCAGAGAAAGAAGAAGCAGCGGGGCUUCUCCGGUGUGUAUGUGGUGUGCUGGGUGGCGAAUAUAGACUUUAUAUAUAUAUAUACACACAUAUUAAAAAAAGGAAAUACAUACACAAAAACACACACGCAAUCUCGGUACAUAUAAAUAUAUAAAGCUGCAUAUAUGUGUAGUUGUACAGACAUGUAAUUCUUCACACGUACGUUAUGUGUAAACACUGUAUUAUAUCAAUCAAUAAAUUUGUAACAAAAACAUACACACGUAAAAAAGUCUGUGUGCGCGUA